UUGGUGCGGCCCGGGACGGCAUGGCUGUCGCACUCCGGCCUCGGAAGCAAGCCGUCCUGCGGGCGCUGCGGGCCUUGCUGUGUGCUGGGGUGGGAGGCUCUGGCUCCGCCGGCUGCCGCUGCCCCCUCGGAGCUAAAAGAUAUCUACUUACAGAUAAUGUUGUGAAAUUGAAAGAAUUUCAGCAAAAGAAGGUGGCUAUUGCGUACAGUCUUCCUGGUACCAGAGAAACCUAUUUGAGCAGCUUGGAGGAGAAAUUGACCCAGAACAAGCUCAUCUUAAAGGAGGAGCUGAGAACCUUACUUCAUUUAUGUGAGUCCCGCGAUGAUGUGGAACUGGCUAAACAUGUCAUUUACAGGUACUAUGUAGAGAACAGAAAUGUCACACUGGGAGAGUAUAAGUUUGGACCACUUUUCAUGAGGUUGUGCUACGAGUUGGAUCUUGAGGAGUCUGCAGUGGAGCUCAUCAAAGACCAGCAAUUACGAGGUUUCUUCUCAGACUCUACGUCAUUCAAUAUUUUGAUGGACAUGUUAUUUAUCAAAGGAAAAUAUAAAAGUGCUUUGGAAGUAUUGAUCGAGAUGAAAAACCAAGAUGUGAAGUUCAGCAAAGAUACCUAUGUCCUUGCUUUUGCGAUUUGCUACAAACUGAACCAAGUGGAAAAAGCUACAUCCAUUUUUUCUCAAAUCAUGAAGCCAGAAAGCAUAAUCUGCGCUAAUUUAAAUCUUAUGAUCCAUAUUCAGUCAAAUAUGUUGAAAACCCUGAUAGAGAUACUAAAGGAUGCCACAGAGGAAAAUGUAUCAAAAUUUGUGAAAAAACUUAAGUUCUCAGAAGAAGUGCUGGCUAAAGUGAGGAGAAAAGUGAAGGAUGUGCCUGCCCUUCUGGCCACCUUUGACGAGCUCUAUGGGAAACUGCACAUAAACGGCCAGGUCACCACUCACAGUUUGGAUGCUCUGCUCUGCCACACCCCCAAACAACUGAAGUCCCACAUGGUACUCAUAAACAAGAGGACAGUUAGCCGCCGGACCUUCCAGCCACUCAGCCAGUCCUUGUGGGCUGAGUAACCUUUAGUCCAUCCCCCCGUGGGGUGGGUCUGAGGUGGAGGGGACUUGCUUGUAGUGAGUUAUUGGCAUCCUAAGAAAUCAGGCACCGAACUCCAGUGGACUCUGUACUAGCAUCUGGUCUCCUUAAUGUCCGGGUUCAUUGAGUGCUGGCUUGCUGACCUGGGAAGUUAAUCCAUUUGAGGUCUAGAUACAAGGGUCAAAAAGCUGAGCUCCCUCAGAAAGGCUUGUUCUGGUCAACUGCUGAGGAUCCUUGAAGGAAUAUAGUCAGAGCCUGCAGUCCAGCUUCCAGCACCCGUGCACCUGAUAAGCAAAAGUGGAGGGAAUUUCACUGUACACGGUCAGUUCUGACUAACUGAGGAGAUGGUUACUUGCUGAAUUCAGACAUUCUGAACCCCAAGGCCACCGUGCUGGGAAGUAGCUCAGGAUUUUCUCACUGCUUCUGUCAUCAUUUACCCGUGACCCCAAACAAAGGUACGUGGGCCCUCAUUUGCCAUCUGUAAAAUAAGAGUGCCUGUAGGCAUCGUGUAUUGAUUUGAAUUUUUCAUUCAAGUUUCAGUAGGGUCAAAUUUUCUCAAAAAUUAAGAAAAAUAAAAACGGUUCCAAAAACUU
Molecule: messenger RNA, 1667 nt
Organism: Myotis myotis
Lineage: Eukaryota; Metazoa; Chordata; Mammalia; Chiroptera; Vespertilionidae
Gene: PTCD2
Product: pentatricopeptide repeat domain 2
Exons: 9
Coding region: 21-1058 (345 amino acids)
Biological process (GO): multicellular organism development; mitochondrion organization; regulation of mRNA processing
Cellular component (GO): mitochondrion
Molecular function (GO): RNA binding; protein binding
Source: RefSeq, a predicted model, not a curated record